AUGACAGGAACCGAACGAAAAUGCUUCCAAAAAUACUAUCCAUCGGAUUUUGAUCCGUCCAAAAUUCCACGUGGCUCUAAAUCUGGUCCGAAACAAUUCGUGCAACGAGUCAUGGUUCCAUUCAAUAUUCAAUGCAAUUCUUGCUCCCAACACAUUUAUAAAGGACGAAAAUUCAAUAUGAAUCGAGAGAAAGUUGAAGAAGAAACGUAUCUCGGUCUGAAAUUAUUCCGAUUCUAUAUGAAAUGUCACAAUUGUUUGUCUGAAAUUGUGUUCCGAACUGAUUUGGAGAAGUGUGAUUAUAAAAUGGAACAUGGAGCAACGAGGCUGUCUGAAGGAGGAUCAGGGGAUUUCAAACAAGAGGGUUCUGAAGAUUCGGAAGACGUGCUGGAUCCAAUGACACUUUUGGAGAAAAGAGUGAAACAAAGUAAUGUGGAAAGGAAGAAAAUUGAAGAAUUGGAGGAUCUUCAGGAGAUGAGAAACGGAAAAGAAAGCGUGGAUGCGUUGGAGAUUCUGAAAGCAGAAGAAGAGAAACAGAAGAACAAAGAGAAAGAAGAAGAAGAUCGGAUAGUAAAAGAGAUGCUGAGUGGAAGAGUUAAGAAGACGUUGGUAGAUUCUGGAGCAUCCACAUCGUCGCAAAAGCCUGCGAAUUCACAUGUGAAGAGGAAAAUAGAGCAGAAAGAUCGGUUCAAUGGCUUGAAGCUUAUCAAAAAAGCAUCAGAAUCCUCACCAUCUGGACUCGAACUUGUCUCCGUUUACGAUUCGGAUUAA
Molecule: messenger RNA, 768 nt
Organism: Caenorhabditis remanei
Lineage: Eukaryota; Metazoa; Nematoda; Chromadorea; Rhabditida; Rhabditidae
Exons: 1
Coding region: 1-768 (255 amino acids)
Biological process (GO): mRNA splicing, via spliceosome
Cellular component (GO): U2-type catalytic step 1 spliceosome
Source: RefSeq, a predicted model, not a curated record